AUGGCGGUGAAUAACCCCGUAGCUGCUGAUGGCAGCACAGAUGGUCAUGUUGCCACCACGCUGCCCUGGCAACUCCACAAUGGCACGUUGACCAAUAAUGUUGCGGCCUCUCCUUCUCCUCUUGUUCUGGGACAGCAGUGUAAGGAGGAAUUCCCUCAACGUCCUGAACUACGUGUGAAUACGUUAAUCUCUGGACUGGUUGUUCUAUUUAAUAAGUCAGUUCAGGUGAAAUCCAGCAGCGCUUCGAAACCCACCCAAUCUCUGGCGCUCUGUGAGAUCUGCUGUGAAAAGAAAUGUGCAGCUGUGAAGUCCUGCCUUAUCUGUAUGACCUCUUACUGCGAGACUCACCUGGAACCUCACAAGAGGGUUUUAUCAUUUAAAAAGCACAAACUGAUUGAACCUGUGGAGAACCUGGUGGACUACAUUUGCCAGAAACAUGAGAGACCCCUGGAGCUGUUCUGUAAAGAUGACCAGACGUGUGUGUGUCAGUUCUGUACUGAAGGAGACCACAGAACUCACGACACUGUUCCUAUAGAGGAGGUGUUACGUCCCGGUCUAGGUCGGGCCACUGACAUAAAGAAGACUUUAGUAGAAGUUCAUCAGAUGAUCCAGGAGCGACUGAAUAAGAUUAGAAAGCACUCUGUAGUACUCAAUAACAGAAACACAGAGAAGGAGAAAGCAGAUGUUGUGGAGAUCUUCAGUGCUCUAAUGCGCAGCAUUGAGAGAAGCCAGGCUGAACUGCUUAAGGUGAUGGAGGAGAAGCAGAAAGCAGCAGAGAGGCAGGCUGAAGAGUUCAUUAAAGAUCUGGAGCAGGAAAUCACUGAGCUAAAGAGGAGAAACACUGAGCUGGAGCAGCUCUCACACACUGAGGAUCACCUCCACCUCCUACAGAUUUACCCGUCACUGUGCAGCCCUCCACACACGCAGGACUGGACUGAUGUCACUAUUAUCUCUCGUCUGAGUGUGGAGACUGUGAGGAGAGCUCUGUCUCAGAUUCAGGAGACACUCAGUGAGGAAAUGGAGAAGCUCAAUAUGGCUGUGGAUGUGAUGGUGGAUCCUCAUACAGCUCACCCUACUCUUAUCCUGUCUAAUGAUGGAAAACAAAUUAGAAAUGGAGACAAACAACAGAAUCUCCCUGAUAACCCAGAGAGGUUUGAAGAGUAUGCCUUUGUACUGGGAAAGGAGGGAUUCUCCUCAGGGAGACUUUACUAUGAGGUGCAGGUCAGAGGGAAGUCUGAGUGGUUGUUAGGAAUGGCCAAAGAAUCCAUUAAGAGGAAAGGCACCAUCAAAUUCCGUCCAGAAAAAGGAUGCUGGUGUAUUUCUUUGUUAAAUGGGAUUUGGUGUGAGGUUGUGGACUCUGUCUGCCUCACCUUCAAAGAUUCUCCUGACAAGGUCGGGGUGUUUGUUGAUUAUGACGAGGGUCUGAUCUCUUUCUAUGAUGUUGAUGCAAAGUUUCAUAUCUACUCUUUCACUGGUCAAACUUUUACUGAGAAACUUUAUCCAUUAUUCUGCCCUGAUCUUGGCACUGUAGAGGACGAUGAAGAUGAAUUUCCGCUAAUCAUUUGUCCUGUCACUCAUAUGUCAUCCUAAUUUACUAUCAUAAAAAUAAACCUAUA
This is a messenger RNA of Clarias gariepinus (North African catfish), 1616 nucleotides long. Its product is annotated as E3 ubiquitin-protein ligase TRIM39-like. The transcript is spliced from 6 exons. Gene Ontology annotation, molecular function: protein binding; zinc ion binding. The record is from RefSeq and is a predicted model, not a curated record. The coding region runs from base 1 to 1590 and encodes 529 amino acids. NCBI's taxonomy places the organism in Eukaryota, Metazoa, Chordata, Actinopteri, Siluriformes, Clariidae.